Messenger RNA from Zasmidium cellare ATCC 36951, 1350 nucleotides. RefSeq lists its product as uncharacterized. The record is from RefSeq and is a predicted model, not a curated record. The transcript is spliced from 3 exons. Bases 1 to 1350 code for a protein of 449 amino acids. Lineage: Eukaryota; Fungi; Ascomycota; Dothideomycetes; Mycosphaerellales; Mycosphaerellaceae.
AUGGCCUGUCCAAGCACGCAGGCCUAUCAUGAGAAAGGCGCGUACCUUGGAGAGAUCUGGGCUUGGUUCGUCGUGGGAACGAUUGUCCUGUUCGCGAGAACGGCUAUACGGUUACGAACGGUUGGAUGGCGAAAACUCCAGGGCGAUGAUUAUAUGGCUGUGGCUGUUUGGCUGUGCUUCAUUUGCGACUCGGUCACGGUCACGAUCGUGUACGAGUUCGGAUCCAACCUCGACUUCACCGCGGAUCGUUUACAACAGAUGAGCCAUUGCGAGAUUGAGAAGAUCAGGAUUGGAAGUCAGAUGCAAUUACUGGCAUGGUAUACCUAUACCGGCCUCAUCUGGGCACUGAAAGCAAUGAUGCUAUUCUUCUUCAACCGACUCACAUUCGGUCUCUACCAACAACGCCUCGUCAAAAUCUUCGCCGUCAUCUGCGGCGUUACCUACGCCGCCGUGUUUCUCACCAUCAGCUGCGGUUGCUUCCCAAUCCAAAGGAACUGGCAGGUCCUUCCUCAGCCGCCCAAGAAAUGCACGAUGAAGCUGCAGAACUUCUACGUCACGACAGUCUUGAAUGUUCUGACCGACGCCAUGAUUCUCGUCAUUCCUGUGCCUUUGCUUUGGGGCAUGAGAGUUCGUUGGACUAGGAAGGUUGCCUUGAUGCUCUUGCUGUGCUCGGGAAUCUUCGUCAUCACAGCUGCUAUCAUGCGUAUUUCGUUUACGUUGGCAGGCGUCAACGCGCUCAACAUCAAUCGAUGGGGUACGAGGGAGACGAUUGCUGGUAUCAUUGCUGUCAAUGCACCAAUAUUAACGCCUCUCUUCAAAAAAAGCUUCUGGAAGCGAGGAUGGCCAUCAUCACCCCGUGUCUCAGCAUCGCCAAUGGAUCACAGCCCAAAUCCUCAUCGCACUAUCGGAUCGGCAGAGCAGAAGAACAAGGUCAAUCAGUACGAGAUGUUUGACUUACAGCUACAGAGCCUGUUCGAUGAUCGGGACGAGAAGAAGGACGACAGCAUCACCACCAUCAUCAAGAAGACAGAAGUGGACAGUAAGAUAUCAUCUAGUCGAGCAAGCGAUGAUAUCUCUGUUGAUCGCACGCAAUCCGUAUCGUUCAAGACAGACUCUCGACCGCAAGACUGGGAUGUCGAGUUGGGAUAUCCCCAAGGAAAUAUAAGAGUCGAUACGACGUUCGAGGUCUCCAGCGAGACUCUAUCCCCGACGAUCACCCAGCCUGCGCCUGCAGUAGUCAGGUCACCGCCCAGUCGAGCAUCAGAUCUAUGUCUCUUGCCUUCAAUCAGCGAAGGCAGCUACAGUAACCCAGCCGAAGCCGAAGCAGCCAGGAAGGACUCGAUUACAUGA